This is a messenger RNA of Beta vulgaris subsp. vulgaris (sugar beet), 994 nucleotides long. Its product is annotated as rhodanese-like domain-containing protein 15, chloroplastic. NCBI's taxonomy places the organism in Eukaryota, Viridiplantae, Streptophyta, Magnoliopsida, Caryophyllales, Amaranthaceae. The record is from RefSeq and is a predicted model, not a curated record. Gene Ontology annotation, molecular function: thiosulfate-cyanide sulfurtransferase activity. The transcript is spliced from 6 exons. The coding region runs from base 21 to 707 and encodes 228 amino acids.
UUUAAUUUCAAAUAUAGUAUAUGUUUUACUCAAUACAUUUUGUGUUUAAAUACCCCCAUUUUCUUCCAAACUACCCAGUCCAUUCUUUUUUUUUAAAAAAAAAAACCAGUAAGAAUUUAGAAAUUAUGGCAGCAUCAAUUUAUGCUUCAUCUUCAUCUUCUUCAACUCAACAAACAAUUUUACGAGCUCAGAAAUUAAGUGACCACCUCAUUAAUGGCGUAUCAUCACCUUUUAUUUCACUUAAAAAGACUAUAUAUGUCUCCCCUAAACGAUGCCGUUUAAACCUCCCCUCUCGAAAUUUCGGUUACAGCUCACGAAGAGCUGGAUCAAUGACUGGCAAUUUAGAAGCAGUUAGUACUGGAUCUCCGACAUCUGUGCCAGUUCGUGUGGCUCAUGAGCUUCUUUUAGCUGGCCACCGCUACUUAGACGUCCGGACUAUGGAAGAGUUCACUGCUGGGCAUGUUCCUGGGGCUGUAAAUAUCCCUUACAUGUUACGAAUUGGUUCAGGAAUGACAAAGAAUCCAGAUUUUCUUGAACAAGUGUCAUCACUUUUUGGCAAAGAUGAUGAAAUCCUUGUUGGUUGUCAGAGUGGGAAGAGAUCUCUUAUGGCUGCAAAUGAUCUUCAUUCUGCUGGUUACAGUAGUAUCAUCGAUAUCGCUGGUGGUUACUCGGCUUGGGCUCAGAGUGAACUUCCAACAGAAAUGUAACAGCCCUAAUUGAUACAAGUACAUGUAGUGAGAUCGGAAAAUUGUGUAUAUAUCAAUAAGUUGUAUAUUUUUCAACCAUCUUCCUGCUGUAAGCCUUAAGUUAAGCCAAGAAAUGGCAUUUAGCUUUUGUUUCUUUGUAUUCCUUUUGCACUUAAGAUGUGUGGCCGGGAGUGAUGCUCAGGCACUCGGCUGCAUUGAUGUACGAAGUCGGGAGAUGUUUAUGUAUCACCCAAGAGAAAAUCACAAGACAUAAGCUAAUGAAAGCGAAACGAACAUUGUUAAACAAA